GAUGUUCAAACUAUGCAUCUCGAAGAAGUAUUAAUCAAAACAGAAUACAAAACGAGCAAAAUGGCCACAUAUUUGGAAGAGAAUCAAGUAUCGCAAAUUCGGCGUAUAAAAGAUGAAGACAUGCCGCGAUCAUAUCGCUUAAUGUGCGACAGUCGCCUGGAUUCUUAUAUUUUGCGAAAAGAUUGUGAAUCAUUUGAAAACGUUUUUUCUCUCAUUGAAGGCGACUACAUGCCGGCCAAUUAUGUUCAUCGUACAAAGCAACGCACCGUGUUGGGAAUUGCUGCGGAAAAUGGUUCACUGAAUAUGAUGUUAAAGCUUUUGGCUUUUGGUGAAAGUGCGACCUUUAAAGAUCCAUUUGGUAAAAGCACAAUUGAUUAUGCGAAAGAAAAUAAACAAGAGGAAUGUUGUGAGGGAUUGUGA
Messenger RNA from Contarinia nasturtii (swede midge), 420 nucleotides. RefSeq lists its product as uncharacterized. The transcript has 2 exons. The record is from RefSeq and is a predicted model, not a curated record. NCBI's taxonomy places the organism in Eukaryota, Metazoa, Arthropoda, Insecta, Diptera, Cecidomyiidae. The coding region runs from base 13 to 420 and encodes 135 amino acids.